AUGGCAAACGUUCUUGGAGGCGGGGAUGGCAUGAUGGGCGGCUUCCCACUAGAGCAGUGGUUCUACGAGAUGCCUGUGUGCACGAGAUGGUGGAUGACGGCAGCGCUGAGCGCGAGUGUGCUGGUCCAGUGCCGUAUCCUCUCGCCGUUCCAGCUCUUCUACAGCGUCCGCACUGUCUUCUUCAAAAGCCAGUGGCGACUGGUCACCACCUUCUUCUAUUUCGGACCGCUAAGUCUCGACCUGCUCUAUCACAUCUUCUUCCUCCAGCGCUACUCGCGCCUUCUCGAGGAGUCGUCCGGACGCUCGCCAGCCCACUUCUCGUGGCUGCUUACUUUCGCUUCCACGCUUCUCCUCUGCAUAGCGCCCAUGUUCUCCAUGGCCUUCCUCGGCUCGGCCCUCAGUAGCACUCUCAUAUACAUCUGGAGCAGGAAGAACCCAGACACGCUGCUCAGUUUCCUUGGGCUGCUGGUGUUCAAGGCUCCUUACCUACCGUGGGUGCUUCUGUGCUUCUCGCUCAUCAUGCACGGCACGGUGCCCAAGGACGAGAUGUGCGGCAUAGUAGUCGGCCACAUCUGGUACUACUUCAACGAUAUCUACCCCCCACUGCACGAGGGUCACAGCCCGCUUGACCCCCCGUCAUGGUGGAUUCGCUUGAUUGAAGGCCGCCCAGUGCCUGUUGAAGAGGUGACGGAAGAGACGGAAGCUACCGAGCAUGACAAUCUCGACGUGCCUGUAGACGUCGCGCCUGUACAAUGAAAAUAUAAGCGCACUUGCAUUUCUGGAGUUUGGCGAACACUCACGAUUUAGAGAUACCCGGUUGCACUGAUGGAUGUUCAUCAGUGAGACAUGAGCGAUUUAUAUAGACUUGGGAGUGGUCUGCUACAUUCAAGGAACAUAGUCGUCUUCC
This is a messenger RNA of Parastagonospora nodorum SN15, 907 nucleotides long. RefSeq lists its product as hypothetical. The transcript has 3 exons. Gene Ontology annotation, cellular component: endoplasmic reticulum membrane; Hrd1p ubiquitin ligase ERAD-L complex. The coding region runs from base 1 to 756 and encodes 251 amino acids. Gene Ontology annotation, biological process: endoplasmic reticulum unfolded protein response. The record is from RefSeq and is a predicted model, not a curated record. NCBI's taxonomy places the organism in Eukaryota, Fungi, Ascomycota, Dothideomycetes, Pleosporales, Phaeosphaeriaceae. Gene Ontology annotation, molecular function: ubiquitin-specific protease binding; misfolded protein binding.